GAUGGCGGUUUCCAGCGUUCCGUAUCACACAUCAUCGUGUUUGAUAGCAGCAUAGCUUAAUUUCCCUACUCUUUCCCCCUCACCGGGAAACAGAACAGAGCGAGCCUAGCGGAGCUGUGCCCCUUCCAGUGAGACGCGGUACCGGUGUCUCCAUGGUUUGUUCGUCCGAGGAGCCGGUGUCCGUGUCGGCCUGACGGAGGUUGCGUUAUCCGAGUAUGGCCACCGAGAACAGGGUUCAUUUCUGGAGGAGAAACGCAAAGGUUCCCGGAAGGUAUCCCAAAGACACAAAGCCUAAAUUCAACAACAUCAAGUCUAAAAAGGCGUCCAGCUUCCACGAGUUUGCCCGCAGCACCAACGAUGCCUGGGACAUCGAUGACGAGGAAGACGAGGAUUUCCUGGGGAUCCCCGCCCCCACUUCAUCCCUGCCAUCAGGCCCACAUUCAACAUCUACACAGAACCAGCAGCAGCAGCAGAAUCAAGCUGAUGAUGCAGAAGGCGAAAUGUCCCAAAGACUGUCUCCUCCCAAGACAGACGGUCAGACCCUGCAGGACGUGCAGGAGGAGGACGGCGAGUGCAAGCACGUCAACGGCAAGGUUGUCAAGUCUAACAGCGAGGCCCAGCUCAACACGUCCUCAGUCCGCCUCACCCUGCAGAAGCAGCAGUCUCUCCCGGUUCGUCCCAUCAUCCCGCUGGUGGCUCGCAUCUCAGACCAGAAUGCAUCAGGGGCACCACCCAUGACGGUGAGGGAGAAGAGCCGGCUGGACAAAUUCAAGCAGCUGCUGGCCAGUGCCAACACUGACCUAGAGGAACUCCGAAAGCACAGCUGGUCAGGCAUACCAAGAGAAGUCCGGCCAAUCACAUGGAGACUUCUCUCUGGUUACCUGCCAGCCAACAAAGAGCGCAGAGAGCUGGUGCUGAAAAGGAAGCGAGAUGAAUACUUCGGCUUCAUCGAGCAGUAUUACCACUCCAGAACAGACGAGCACUUUAAAGACACGUAUCGACAGAUCCACAUCGACAUUCCAAGGACCAACCCUCUGAUUCCUUUAUUCCAGCAGCCUGCAGUACAAGAGGUGUUUGAGCGUAUCCUGUUUAUCUGGGCCAUCCGUCACCCAGCCAGUGGCUACGUUCAGGGAAUCAACGAUCUGGUCACACCCUUCUUUGUCGUCUUCUUGUCUGAGUUUGUCACGGAGGACGUAGAGAACUUUGACGUGGCAGCUCUGCCUCUGGACACACAGAGAAACAUCGAGGCUGACAGCUUCUGGUGUAUGAGCAAGCUGCUGGAUGGCAUACAGGACAACUACACCUUUGCUCAGCCUGGAAUCCAGAACAAAGUGAAAGCUUUGGAGGAACUGGUCAGCAGGAUAGAUGAGGAUAUUCACAAUCAUUUCAAGAAGUAUGAGGUGGAGUACCUGCAGUUUGCUUUUCGGUGGAUGAACAAUCUGCUGAUGAGGGAGCUGCCACUUCGUUGUACUAUCCGCCUGUGGGACACUUACCAGGCUGAAGCUGAGGGUUUCUCCCACUUCCAUCUGUACGUCUGUGCUGCUUUCCUCAUCGAGUGGCGUAAAGAAAUCCUCUCCAUGAUCGACUUUCAGGGCCUGCUCAUGCUACUGCAGAACCUUCCCACAAUCCACUGGGGUAACGAGGAAGUGGGCCUCCUGCUGGCUGAAGCUUAUAGACUGAAGUACAUGUUCGCAGACGCGCCCAGCCACUACAAGAGAUAGGCCCGGAGCUUCCAUCCAUUCAUCCAACAUCACAGCUCACACUGUACUUUUAACAUUGAGAUCAAACUAGACUGUGACUGGAUGGACCCACAGUAUGUUGUCUCUGAGGUCACAUGGAAGUGACUGAUGUGUGCACCUUCAAGAGACCUGCAGGAGAUGAACCUCUGAGCCUCCUAACAAUCUCACUUAAAUGAUCCUGUGAAAAUGAAGUCAAUGGGGUUUAUGAUUCAGUGAAUACAGGACUAUUUUGCAGUCAAUAUUACUGCAGUGUAUUAAUGGACUGUUACAGCAUAAACAGCCUCAGCUAUGCCAUCUUGUUUUUAGUCACGCAACAUUUGAUUGUCUCUCUAGUUCGAUGUACGUUCAGAAUAACACGCUGUAAUAUAAAGGGAUGAUGAAUGUUUGUGAGAUCAUCCUUUUAGUCAGAGAUGGUAUCUACAGAUUCUAUUUUUUACAGAUUUGUUCUUAGUAGUUGUUUUACAAGGGAAAGAAAAUAUUAGCUGCAAACUUGAAGCCUAAUCAUUUAAUCUAGUCUGACACUGUCCCCUUCCUUUUUAGAUGAGAAAGGUUAUUUCUGAGAAGACCUUUGUUUAAGUUUAGGCCUACCAAAUCUGCACUGUACAAUCAACCAAUCAAAAGUCCUCUCCAAUUCAAAAAAAUAUGAACUCUUAAUAAAAGGGAUCACUUGAUCUUAAAAUUAUCAUUUUUGGGGGAAGAAUAUGUACACAAGUUCAUAUUUUGUGUAGUUUUUAGAUAUAAGCCCCAAUAGUAGAAGAUAGUAGGUACUAUGUUAUAUUUCAGAGUUUAGAAGAACUGAUUUAGUUUCAGUUUGGUUCCAGUAUGAACUAGCUGACAUUAGCUGAUAGCUUUAGGAAUCCACAUUCAUAUUUCAGCCUGUGUGGGUCUUAUUUGUUGGAACUGACUAAGAAGAAUCUAAAUUGUAUUCUAUUUUAGUUGUACAUACAACUUUAGUUAGAGAUUGUUGCACAUUCUUAUAACUGGUACUAAAUGAGAUCGGUAGCUACUGUUUUGUUUUUUUGUUGUCGUUUUUUUUUUUUUUUUUGGACUGAUGGUUUUAAUUUGACCAAACUUUAUGCAGAACAAGAGUAUCAGUCUUAUAAAUGAUCUUUAUGAUAAUCUGUAAAGUAUCUCAUUAGAUACUUAACGCUAUUAAAAACUGCAUUUUCAUAACCAGUAGUUAAACUGUUCCAUUUCAUAGCAACACCCUGAGUUUUGAGUUGUUUGAAUAAUGACUUGUGUUGAUGCUUGUUGGUACUGAAGGACAUUGAUUAGUCAUUAAACAUUCAGUCAUGCCAUCCUACUGUACUUGAGACAGUCCUGUGGACACAUCGCAGCUUUGAAUCUAUGACGAUGCCUUCUGUUCUGAGCAUUUGUAAUGUAUUCCUGUCUUUUGUAACAUGGUAAUGUAACAUGGACACAUGCUUUGUCAUCAUUAAUGCUUGCUCUAUAUGUUUGUUUCAGGUUCAGGUUACUUUGCUCUCAUACUGUGACAAGAUCCUUUUUUUUCUGUGGGAAUGUGAAUAUGUUACUACUCAUCUACCUUCAGUUACAGUGAUAAUUAUAACAUAAUAUAUGUUUUAAAAGAUA
This is a messenger RNA of Scomber japonicus (chub mackerel), 3329 nucleotides long. It is a transcript of the gene tbc1d22b, whose product is annotated as TBC1 domain family, member 22B. Gene Ontology annotation, biological process: activation of GTPase activity. Bases 216 to 1721 code for a protein of 501 amino acids. The transcript is spliced from 13 exons. The record is from RefSeq and is a predicted model, not a curated record. Lineage: Eukaryota; Metazoa; Chordata; Actinopteri; Scombriformes; Scombridae. Gene Ontology annotation, molecular function: GTPase activator activity.